GUGUUUUUCUGCAGCCCGAGAGAGAGAGAGAGAGAGAGAGAGAGAGAGGCUUUUGGUUUUUCUUCCUUCUCUCCAUGAAAUCCCAUCUCACCUGAAAAUGGCGGUUUCCUCAGCAACCCCACCUCUCUGGGACAGCGUUCUAGAGCUCACUAAGGGUGCGCAGGAUAACGGCAGCGACCCCCUCAUCUGGACAAUCCACCUCUCUUCUACCUUGAGCUCAUCUGGCGUCUCCCUUCCCUCCAUAGACCUUUCUCAUGUCCUUGUUUCCCACAUAUGCUGGGGAAACAACGUCCCCAUGGCGUGGAAGUAUCUUGAGAGGGCGGUGGCGGCGAAGAUUGCUCCUCCGAUGCUUGUCCUCGCAUUGCUUUCUUUGAGGGUGAUUCCUUGUCGACGUUCCCGGCCUGCUGCUUAUAGGCUUUAUAUGGAGCUUCUUAAGAGGCACGCCUUUUCAUUUGCGUAUCAAAUUACUGGACCAAACAAUCAAAAGAUAAUCACAUCUGUGGGUGAUGUUCUCAAUCUUUCCCAGAUAUUCGGCGUUCAAGCAUGUGAGCCAGGGGUGCUAGUAGUUGAAUUUGUUUUUUCCAUUAUAUGGCAGUUGCUCGAUGCAACAUUAGAUGAUGAAGGGCUGCUGGAAUUGAUCCCUGAAAAGAAGUCCAGAUGGCCCACUAGGCCCCAAGAUAUGGAAAUAGACGGCGAAAAUAAUUUUGAUGAGAAAAGAAGUGAAAAUCAUGAUAAACUACAAAAAGUGAAUAUGGUGAUGGCCAUUGAACUUAUUGGGCAAUUUCUGCAACAUAAAAUAAUUUCAAGACUUCUUUACUUGGCACGCCAAAACAUGCCAUCGCAUUGGGGAGCCUUCAUGCAGCGCUUACGAUUGCUUGCCUCAAACUCAUCAGCAUUGAGGAAUUCGACUAUAUCUCCAGAGAACCUGCUGCAGCUGUCAUCAUCAUAUGUGCCUAAACACUUCGGACCAGAAUGCAGGUUGAGUCAGUACAAAGAACACCGUUCAGUUAUUGCUUCCGGUUCUUUGGCAUAUUUUGCCGGUCACUAUUAUGGAGUUAAUCGUUCUGCGCUUUGGAUUCCUUUAGAUAUGUUUCUUGAAGAUUGUAUGGAUUACACACAAGUGGCAGCAUUGGGUGCCAUUGAGAUUCUCACUGGUUUGAUAAAGGCUCUUCACACGAUUAAUGGGACCAACUGGCACGAUUCUUUCUUAGGUACUUGGAUGGCAGCUCUCCGGCUUGUUCAGAGGGAAAGGGAUCCAAUUGAGGGUCCUGUACCUCGCCUUGACACUCGCUUAUGCCUUUUACUAUCUAUCACAACACUUUCAAUUGCUAAUAUUAUCGAGGAAGAGGAAGCUGAACUCAUUGAGGAAAUGGAGCGUGGUGCCACCAACCAAUGGAAAGAGAAACAGGUGGUGGGGAAGCGCCGUAAGGAUUUGGUCUCCAGCUUACAAGCUCUGGGUGAUUACGGGAGCUUGUUAACUCCUCCACAAUCUGUUAUUUCUGUAGCCAAUCAGGCGGCUGCUAAAGCGAUGUCGUUUGUUCCGGGCGUUUCAGUUGGGAGCGGAUACUAUGAGUGUAUUAGUAUGAAUGACAUGCCAAUGAACUGUUCUGGAAAUAUGCGGCAUCUGAUUGUUGAGGCUUGUAUUGCACGAAACCUAUUGGACACAUCAGCUUAUUUUUGGCCAGGCUAUGUCAAUAGACGCAACCAGAUACCCCACGGCAUGCCUGGCCAAGUGCCUGUUUGGUCUACGUUGAAGAAGCCGUUAACCCCAUCAAUGAUUAACGCCUUGGUGACAACUCCUGCUUCCAGCUUAACAGAGCUCGAGAAAGUAUUUGACAUUGCAGUCAACGGGUCGGAUGAUGAGAAGGCAUCUGCAGCUACCAUUCUUUGCGGUGCCUCUCUGCUUCGAGGUUGGAAUAUUCAGGAACAUACAGUCCGUUUUGUCAUGAAACUGCUCUCACUGCCUGUUCCUGCCGAUUAUUCUGGGACUGACAGCCAUAUGAUAAGCAAUGCUCCUUUGCUGAACAGUCUUCUUGUAGGAAUUUCAUCUGUUGAUUCUGUUCAAAUCUUUUCACUGCAAGGCCUGGUUCCAGAACUUGCAGGUGCAUUGAUGGCCAUCUGUGAGGUUUUCGGGUCCUCUGUGCCCAAUGUCUCUUGGACCCUCCCAACAGGAGAGGAGAUCACCGCCCAUUCUGUGUUCUCGAAUGCAUUCAUUCUUCUGUUGAGGCUGUGGAAGUUCAAUCAUCCACCACUGGAGCAUCACGUAAUGGGAAAUGGUGCUCCCGUUGGUUCUCAGCUAACACCUGAAUACCUUCUACUUCUACGUAACUCUCAAGUCGCGUCCUCCAACAACACACCCAAGGACCGAAACAGCAGCAGGCGGCCGCCGAAGAUAGCGACCUCAGCAUCUAUGAAUCCCAUCUUUGUUGACUCGUUUCCCAGGUUGAAAGUUUGGUACCGACAGCAUCAAGCUUGUAUAGCGUCGCCUCUCACCGGCCUUGUUCCCGGCACACCUGUUCAUCAAAUUGUAGAUGGGCUUCUAAAUAUGAUAUUCCGGAAGAUGAAUAAAGGAAGCCAGUCUGUUACUUCGGGAAGCAGCGUGAGUAGUUCUUCGGGCCCCACAAGCGAUGACGCAUCGCUUCGACCCAAGUUGCCUGCAUGGGACAUUCUGGAAGCCGUUCCCUUUGUAGUUGAUGCUGCUCUUACAGCCUGUUCUCAUGGAAGACUGUCACCUCGUGAACUGGCUACAGGCCUUAAAGAUCUCGCUGACUUCCUGCCUGCAUCUUUAGCAACUAUCGUGAGUUAUUUCUCAGCUGAAGUAACACGUGGUGUUUGGAAGCCUGCUUUUAUGAACGGGACUGAUUGGCCGAGCCCUGCCGCAAAUCUGUCCACAGUCGAAGAACAUAUCAAGAAGAUCUUGGCUGCCACUGGUGUCAUUGUUCCAAGCCUUUCCGCUGGAGCAAGCUCCCCGGCCACGCUCCCAUUGCCGCUGGCGGCCUUUGUGAGCCUCACAAUAACAUACAAGCUCGACAAAGGCUCUGAACGCUUCUUAAACCUGGCGGGUCCAGCCUUGGAGAGCCUCGCAGCAGGUUGCCCCUGGCCCAGUAUGCCGAUCGUUGCCUCCCUGUGGGCCCAGAAGGUGAAGCGCUGGAACGACUUUCUUACCUUCUCGGCAUCCCGCACUGUAUUUCAGCAGAAUAUUGAUGCCGUCCUUCAGCUCCUCAAGAGCUGCUUCUCUGCCACCCUUGAUCUUUCCCCUGCCCACAUCUCGAGUAACGGCGGCGUCGGCGGCCUUCUCGGUCCUGGAUUUGGGUCCCACUUCACCGGCGGGUUCUCGCCUGUCGAACCUGGGAUUCUCUACCUACGGAUCUACCGGUCGGUCAGAGACAUUAUGUUUGUAACGGAAAAGAUUCUUGACCUUUUGAUGCAUUCGGUGAAAGUAAUAGCUGCAGGCAGCGGGCCGCAGGGAGAGCAAGUGGAUAAGCUGAAGAAGUCCAAGUUCGGGACAAAAUACGGGCAGGUUUCUCUUGCUGCAGCGAUGACGCGGGUGAAGCUGGUGGCCAUGGUUGCGGCCUCGUUGCUGUGGCUGUCGGGCGGUUCCGGCCUGGUCCAGACACUUUUCCAAGAGACUAUCCCGUCUUGGUUCCUGUCUGUGCACAGAUCGGACCAGGAAGUUGGGGGUGGGAUGGCCGCCACGCUGGGUGGGUAUGCGCUCGCCUACUUUGCGGUGCUCUGUGGGGCGUUUGCUUGGAGCAUGGACUCGGUGUCGGCCACCAAGCGGCGGCCGCGGAUCAUCAGGGCCCACACGGAGUUCCUGGCGGGGGCGAUUGAUGGGAAGAUCACGCUCGGGUGUGAGUGGGCCACAUGGCGGGCGUACGUGUCAGGGUUUGUGGGGCUGAUGGUGGGGUGCAUGCCGACAUGGGUGGCGGACGUGGAGGUGGAUGUGCUAAGGAGGCUGAGCAAGGGGCUGAGGCAAUGGAAUGAGGAGGAGCUUGCAUUGGCUCUGUUGGUUGGCGGCGGCAUUGGUGCAUUGGGUGCAGCUGCCGAGCUGAUAAUUACAGGUAAUUAGCGAGUUAAUUACUAAUUAGGAAAGGUGAUUAGCUAACCCUUUUCUUCUUGCAUUGUUUAUGUUUCUCUCCAUCAGUUUCUAUACAACCAAUGUAUAAUACCUGUUCAGUCAAUCUGCCCAUGGGUUCAUUUUGGCCA
This is a messenger RNA of Magnolia sinica, 4206 nucleotides long. RefSeq names its product mediator of RNA polymerase II transcription subunit 33A-like. The transcript has 12 exons. Gene Ontology annotation, biological process: regulation of phenylpropanoid metabolic process. Gene Ontology annotation, cellular component: mediator complex. The coding region runs from base 98 to 4069 and encodes 1323 amino acids. The record is from RefSeq and is a predicted model, not a curated record. Lineage: Eukaryota; Viridiplantae; Streptophyta; Magnoliopsida; Magnoliales; Magnoliaceae.